Messenger RNA from Leopardus geoffroyi (Geoffroy's cat), 5211 nucleotides. It is a transcript of the gene RAI14, whose product is annotated as retinoic acid induced 14. The record is from RefSeq and is a predicted model, not a curated record. Lineage: Eukaryota; Metazoa; Chordata; Mammalia; Carnivora; Felidae. The transcript has 17 exons. Gene Ontology annotation, molecular function: actin binding. Bases 493 to 3348 code for a protein of 951 amino acids.
GUUCAGGUGACGGUGAUGCUGAUGGGACACGUCCGCGGUGAAGGGUCCACGAUCCCGGGAAAACGAAAAGUCCGCAGGGAACGCCCGCAGCACCCCCCGCGGGUCCCGGCCGCAGCGCGGGGCCGGGUCACCUGACUCGCGGAAUUUGGGGCCGCGCGGGGUGGAAGGGGAGGGGAGAGGCGAGCACCUCCCUUCUCGCUCCCGCUGGAUCCAGGUCGGCGGGGGCCGGCGCCGGGCGGCCACGUGGUGGUGCUGCCGCUGCCCCCGCCCCGCCGGCCCAGCCCGGGAGCCGUGGCGCCCACUGACCCCCGCAGCGGGGGAGGAGGAGGGACUGAGGCGCAGGAAGCCGAGCAGGAAGCGAGCCCGGCGGCCGCGUUUUCCUGGGGAAGCGGCGGGCCGAGUGGCGCAGCCAGCGCGGCCCGGGAGCUGCCGCCGCCGCCUGGAUGGGGUGUUGAAAAUCUCUAGAGCUUUGGAAAGCUGAAUGGACUAAACAUGAAGAGCUUGAAAGCCAAGUUCAGGAAGAGCGACACCAACGAGUGGAACAAGAAUGAUGACCGGCUGCUACAGGCCGUGGAGAAUGGAGACGCGGAGAAGGUGGCCUCCCUACUGGGCAAGAAGGGAGCCAGUGCCACCAAGCAGGACAGCGAGGGCAAGACUGCCUUUCAUCUUGCUGCUACAAAAGGGCAUGUGGAAUGCCUCAGGGUCAUGGUUACACAUGGCGUGGAUGUGACUGCCCAAGAUCCUGCCGGACACAGUGCCUUGCACCUCGCAGCCAAGAACAGCCACCACGAAUGCAUCAGGAAGCUCCUUCAGUCAAAAUGCCCAGCCGGAAGUGUGGACAGCUCUGGGAAAACAGCUUUACAUUAUGCAGCGGCACAGGGCUGCCUUCAAGCUGUGCAGGCUCUUUGCGAGCACAAAAGCCCCAUAAACCUCAAGGAUUUGGAUGGGAAUAUACCACUGCUUCUUGCAGUACAAAGUGGCCACAGUGAGGUCUGUCGCUUUCUCCUGGAUCAUGGAGCAGACGUAAAUUCCAGGGACAAAAAUGGAAGAACUGCUCUCAUGCUAGCCUGUGAGAUCAGCAGCUCUAAUAUUGUGGAAGCCUUAAUUAAAAAGGGUGCAGACCUAAACCUUGUAGAUUCUCUUGGACACAAUGCCUUACAUUAUUCCAAACUCUCAGAAAAUGCAGGAAUUCAAAGCCUUCUAUUAUCAAAAAUCUCUCAGGAUUCUGAUUCAAAGACACCAACAAAACCAAAGCAGUUGAGUGAUGUGUCUUCCCCAAGAUCAAUAACUUCAACGCCACUUUCGGGAAAGGAAUCCGUGUUCUUUGCUGAACCACCCUUCAAGGCUGAGAUCAGUUCUAUACAGGAAAACAAAGACAGACUAAGUGACAGCACGACAGGUGCUGAUAGCUUAUUGGAUAUAAGUUCUGAAGCUGACCAACAAGAUCUUCUUGUCCUGUUGCAAGCAAAAGUUGCUUCUCUUACCUUACACAAUAAAGAAUUGCAAGAUAAAUUACAGGCCAAAUCACCCAAGGAGGCAGAUGCAGACCUGAGCUUUGACUCCUACCAUUCCACUCAAACUGACUUGGCCCCACCCCUGGGCAGACCUAGUGAAACCUCUCCCCCAGACUCCAAGUCAUCUCCAUCCAUCUUAACACAUUCCUUGAGUAAAUCCACUCUCGACAGCGAUGGGCAAAUUCAGCAACUGCAAGAGAUUCUGCAGGACUUGCAGAAGAGACUAGAGAGCUCUGAAGCAGAGAAGCAGCAGCUACAGGCUGAGCUCCAGUCCAGGAGGGCCGAAUUGGUGUGCGUGAACAGUGCAGAGAUUUCAGAGAAUGGCUCCGACCUCAGCCAGAAACUGAAAGAAACUCAGAGCAAGUACGAGGAGGCCAUGAAAGAAGUCCUUAACGUGCAGAAGCAGAUGAAACUGGGCCUUGUCUCGCCCGAAAGCGUGGACAGUUAUUCACAUCUCCGUGAGUUACGGAUCACUGAGGAGGAAGUAGAUGUGCUAAAGCAGGAUCUCCAGAACGCAUUAGCCGAAAGUGAAAGAAAUAAGGAGAAAGUGAGAGAGUUAGAAGAAAAACUCGUAGAGAAGGAGAAAGAUUUGGGUAUUAAGUCUCCCGGGGAAGAGUACGAGGAAAUGAAAAGUUCAUAUUGCUCUGUGAUUGAGAAUAUGAAUAAGGAGAAAGCUUUUUUGUUUGAGAAAUACCAAGAGGCCCAAGAAGAAAUCAUGAAACUAAAAGAUGCCCUAAAGAGUCAGAUGACACCGGAAGCCGGCGAUGAAGCUGGGGAUAUGAAAGAGGCCAUGAACAGGAUGAUAGAUGAGCUCAACAAACAGGUAAGCGAGCUGUCCCAGCUGUACAAAGAAGCCCAGGCCGAGCUGGAGGAUUACAGGAAGAGGAAAUCUCUAGAAGACGUAACAGCCGAAUAUAUCCAUAAAGCGGAGCAUGAGAAACUAAUGCUAGUGACGAACGUGUCCAGAGCUAAGGCAGAAGAGGCAUUGUCCGAAAUGAAGUCCCAGUACUCAAAGGUAUUGAACGAGUUGACGCAGCUCAAACAGCUGGUGGACGCACAGAAAGAGAACUCUGUCUCCAUCACAGAACAUUUGCAGGUGAUAACCACGCUGCGGGCUACUGUGAAAGAGAUGGAGGAAAAAAUAAGCAGUCUCAAAGAGCACCUUGCAAGCAAGGAAGGGGAAGUCGCAAAACUGGAGAAACGACUCCUGGAAGAGAAGGCCGCGAUGGCCGACGCCAUGGUGCCCAGGUCUGCCUACGCAAAGCUCCAGUCAUCACUAGAAAGUGAAGUGAGUGUGUUGGCCUCAAAAUUGAAGGAGUCCGUAAAAGAGAAAGAGAAGGCCCAUUUGGAGGUCUCCCAGAUUCGAAGUGAGGUCUCACAAGUGAAAAGGGAAAAGGAAAAUAUUCAGGCUCUCUUAAAAUCCAAAGAGCAGGAAGCAAACGAACUUCGGCAACAGUUCCAGCACGCUCAGGAGGAGCUCGCAGAAAUGAAGAGACAGUCGGAGAGCUCUUCCAAACUGGAGGAGGAUAAAGAUAAGAAGAUAAAUGAGAUGUCAAAGGAAGUCACCAAGUUGAAGGAGGCCCUGAACAGCCUCUCGCAGCUCUCCUACUCAGCUAGCUCGUCCAAGAGGCAGAGUCAGCAGCUGGAAGGACUGCAGCAGCAGGUCAAGCAGCUACAGAGCCAGUUGGCUGACUGCAAGAAACAACACCAGGAGGUGAUAUCUGUUUACCGAAUGCAUCUUCUGUAUGCUGUGCAGGGCCAGAUGGAUGAAGAUGUCCAGAAAGUACUGAAGCAGAUCCUUACCAUGUGUAAAAACCAGUCCCAGAAGAAGUAGAAUGGAUUCCGUGGCAGGACACUGCCCCCUUGUUGUCCAUCUUUGUGUUAGAUCUGGAGUUGUCGGCAACCACUGCCAUUGUUCUCACUCGUGGUAUGCACCGUGGCCCAGCCUAGCUUUUUCCCUUUCCUAAGGCAGCUUUCUGAGGACUGGGUCCAGGAGAGGGCUGCCCUCCCCAGAGCUGCUUAGAGACUUGAGAGCAGCACAAAUGAAAUGCCCUGGUGUCCCUUCAGAUUCCGGAGCCGGGAUCUGGAACCAGGGGUCUGGUCCUGGUCCUGGUGCUGGUGGGUGGGCACCUGCUGUGGGACCCGACCAGCUGAGGGGCUUUGUCAUCACUGAGCAAUAUGUUGAGACCUCCCUGCUCAGCGAACAUUGCUUUAGUUCCUACACUCAGGCGGUGUCAGUCAGCACCCGAGAGCCCCUUUGCCUUUGGUUUCCAAGCCCAAAACAUGAUUUAACUUCUGACCAAAAUAGUAUGGCACUCGUUAUGUGGUGCAUACGUAAGAGCCUUUAUCAUGACAUCCUGUGGACUUAAAACAUGAAUCCCAUCAUUUUCCCCCCUCUGCCUUAUAUAGCUCAUCACCCUGCUUGUUAGUCUCAGAGUUUGAUGAGCACUCUUAACUAAAAUACGAAGUUGAAAAACAAAAGCAAGUUGUCCUUAGAAAUUCUUUUGAAGCAAAUCGUUGACAUAUUGCAAAUCUUCUAUGCAAACUUGCCUCCUGUUAUCCGUGAAGCUCAGGAAUCCAAACAUUCGCGUUUCAACAAGGGACAGUAAACUGCGUGUUUACAGCCAAAAAAAAAAAAAAAAAAAAAUGCCUCAUAGUUCUUAACCUCAGUUUUUUAAAAGUGUUUUUUUCUCUACAAUAUUUUUAUUGGCUCUUAAAAAUGUUUUCAUAGCUAAACCCCUAAAUGAGUGAAAUUUACAUUAGACUCUAUUAACAAAGUAUUUUUAGAUAACCAUGCUUAUGACUUUUUUAAAGCAUAACUUUUUCCUCAGAGUUUGCAGCGAUAGCCAAGGUAGUUAUGUAUUCCCUUUCCAAACUCUACACGAGCUGCCACCGUCCCCCUAGCCUCUCUGCCAUCGUGUCCUCACAACUGUAGCACAUUUCUGAAUAUAGAAAAUCUUCCUUUUACCCACUGAGUAUUUUUGAAUACCCCAGCUCUACCAGCACCCAUAAAUGAUCUCUUGGAAGGACUGUUAGCCAAUCACUUUUCCACCUUUGAAACCAGAAUCCUAACAUGGUACACAUACAUGAUGGUGCAUAGCAAAGGUCGUGGGGGCAAAUAUUUCUGUUCCCUUGACUUUCAGGUUAAAAACGUUUCGAACUUGCUUGCAGCUUCCUUUGGCAUUGUUUUUGUUGAGAGAUGUAAGCUGAAUACAGACGUCUCCGAAGUAUAUAACGCAAAGCGUAGGCCUGCUCUGACGGGGUCCACAGACCGCAGGGUGCCUGGGCGCACAGGGUGAUGGGCUAUAUUGGAGGAUGUGCUCAUCUGUAUUGGAUGAGGACCAACGACCACAAAGCAGAAACGGCUUUCAAGCUUGGUGUUCCUUUUCUUAAGUUGUUUAUACUUCACCAAUUUCGAAAAUGCUCCAAAGAAAUGUGAAAGGACCUUUUGUCACAGCACUUAAGAAAAUACAAACAACCCCCCCCUCCUGCCCCCACGCAGAAAUGCUGCAGAGUAUAAAACUUGAGACAUUUUGUAGGACGCCUGACAAAGUGUAGCCUUUUAUCUUGUUUCAGGAUGCGUAUUUAUUAUAAGUACUCUGGUUAAAUAUUGAAAAGUUAUAUGCUGUAGUUUAGCAUUUUGCCUUUGUAAUUUACAGAAGGUAUUGCAGAAAAUAAACUUUUGUUUCAUUUUGCA